Spirodela intermedia is the source of this 8826-nucleotide messenger RNA. The record is from the annotation of a GenBank genome assembly. Lineage: Eukaryota; Viridiplantae; Streptophyta; Magnoliopsida; Alismatales; Araceae.
AUGGCUCUGAAGCUGCAGCAUCAGAGCCUCUUACCUUCAAGGUUCGAGUUAUUUUUAUCUUCAAAUCUGAAAUCCGUCCUCUUAUUUCUGGUUUCGCUAUACGGUUUAUUAUUUGGAAUCGGUGGCGAUGUUGGAAUUCUGAUGAUUCCAGGGUUUUUGCGCGGAGCCGCUCCGUUGUUUUCUUCUCUACUGAUAUUGUAUAUUCGCUUGCUUUCAAUUCAAUAUAAGCCGAUACUGAUGGCCUAUCCCAUUGGUUUGUAUUUUAAGGCCAUUAUAAUCCGAGUUCAAUGGUCGGGGCACCCACCCGGUGUUAAAAAAAUGGAUAUAUUAUGGAAUGAAUCUUCAGAAAUCAUUUGAGAUUAACACUUUUUUUACGAGGCUUUUACCUGUGUUUUGUGUUUCAGCGGAGAGAACGUACGUCUACCAAGCAAACUGCCGUGCAUCCACCGUCCAUAUCAGCAAUCAAUUUUUCUAAACCGGCUCGUUCAGUAUCGGAAUAUUCACAGACAGAGGUUUCGGUUGAAGAAUAGAUUUCCAGAAUACGAUAAGUGCAUCGUUAGUUCCAGGUGGCUAGUGUCUGCAAAGCACCGUUCUCGCAAUUCACAAAAAAAAAGGACACCACAUUCCAAUCUACUAUCCUCUGCGAAUGAAAGUGUAACUGCUAAUGGAACUCCACGAGCAACUUCAAGGAGUGAGGUGGAAAAAAUAGUGGUACCAGUCGAACAGCCUUUGGAAGGUGAGGACAUCAGCAGUAGACUUGUACAGUCUCUGCAUGAUGCAGCCAGAUCAAUUGAAUUGGCUCUCACAGAGUACAGCUCAUCAGUUAAGUCAUCUUGGUUCUCAAAGGCAUGGAUUGGUGUGGACAAGAAUGCGUGGACAAGGACAAUCUCCUACCAGGUUAAUUACGUGCCUUCAUUUGCAAACCUGGCUUAGUAGACAUGACUUGGAGAACUUCUGCUUUAGUUAAACGACCCAGGACGUAAGCUUAAUUUAUAAAGUUGACAUACAAAUGUGGGUCUACAUGGGAUUUUUUAUGACAAUUGCCACAGUCUCCAGAUGUUUUUUUUUUCUACCUUAUAGCUUGACAUUUUUAUCAAGACAAUUUUUCUGAUAAAGUUAAGCGCACCACCUUUUGCCUAAAAAAAUUACACACCUUAUAUUAGCAAGGUAUAUAGAUGGCUUGUUUCAGGUAAUCUAUAUGGUUAUGAUAGUGUCAAGUGUAGCAGAAUAUAUAAUCUUGGCAUGCAAAUAAUUUGUAUGAAGUGAUAUUGUGCAAUAACAUGACAUGUUGCUGUUCUCUGAGUAUCAGAAGCACCAUCUACACAACCUUGACAGAGUUGCACAUAGCAUCCACGAUGUAUUAUAAUCAAAAUUACUUACAUUUUUAUCUUUUCCACAAUAUUGAUAUUUUUAAAGAGUUGAACCUUUAAUGGAUGCCAGUUUUGCGUCGCAAUUGAACAAUGAUUUCUGUAUUCUUACUGGCUUUCGACUUUAUUGAUUUUUUGGAUAUAAAAUUUGGAUAGCCCUAAGGUUGGCUGGUUGAAAUUGCUCGAACCUCACAUACCACCUUCAGGAUAUUUUAUCUACAAGGGGGUAGAUCUUUUCUAAUUAUGACAAUUAUAAAUAUAUUUUAGUAACUUUUUCGGUAUUUAGAUUUUUUUUUUGUGAUUUCACCUCAAAAACUAUUUCUCAUCUCAUUAAAUGCCAUGAACGCAGUGUAAUACUCAAAACGAAGUCAUGAGAUGCUUGUUUUGUUGGAGGGCAUGGUUUACAUGGCAUGCCUUGAAGCAUUUAUUUUUUCAUGCAAGUCGAAUUCAGUUUGGAUCGGUAGGUUUAUUUCCAUCACGUUGUCUGAAAUUCCUGGGAUUGUAUCAGGCUGCGAUAUAUUGCUUGCUGCAAGCUGCAGUGGAAAUUUCAUCACGUGGGGAUGGAAGGGACAGAGAUGCUAACGUUUUCGUGCAAAGGAGGUAAUUAGACACUGGAAACAGGACUUCUUUUUUCUUGGCAUAAUUUCAAUAUUUCAUUAUGUCAUUAUCUGUCGUUUUUUAGAGCUGGGCCUUUUUUCUUGCUCAUGUUGGAUUAUUUUCUCUUUCAUUAGUGUGUAGGUUCCAUUUCUUUAAGAAAUCGAAUUGAAAUUUUAGUCAUCACUUCUAUCAAUUUCUGUUUAAAGGAUAAACGAAAUUUACAGUGAGUGACAUGUAUUCCUGUUAACGUCAAUCUAAAUGACGUGUAUUUCUGCAGUAAGUGUCUGGCUAUCAAAAUGAUGUCAAUCUAAAUGCAAAGAAAUGAACUAAUUAAUCGACUUGAUGGCUCAAUAAUAACUAAAAUGACGUGAAGUCAACUUACAGUGACCAACAUAUUUAAUUGAGUCAUAUCUCUCAUUCAUUCAGAUUUUCAUUUAUCAUACUCUGAUUUUAUGGUUCUAUUUUCUCAACAUAUCUAUUACCCAGGAACAAGAUGUUGAAACAAAAGGGUGAACGUAAUCAAAGUUAGUGGGUUAUUAUGUCCUGAUUGGCGGUAGUUAGCUGAAGACUCCAUCAAUUAAUUUCUUUUCUAUGUGGAAUAAGAUUAAUUAUGAAACGUAACUUCAUCUCAUCUUAGUUGCUCUGGAUGUUUCGUGGGCAUUAAGUUGAUUGAAGUGGGGAGUUAUUGGAAAUGAACCUUUGCUAACCUUGUCCAGAUUAAAUGAGAAUGCCUGGAAAUCUGAAGGUACUCUGACCAAUGAAUUAUCAUCAUGAUCUUUGGUUUUUGUUGAGUUUUUUUCCUUGAUUUUAUUCCCAAAGUUUUCAUGAGAGAGGGAAGAUUAGAACUGUACUAUUUUAAAUAUUACCGGAUCAUGUUUAACAGUUAUUAAAAAAGAUGAAGCAAAAAGGAGUAUUUUAACACAUUUGUGAAUAACUGGAGUUUGCAUCUCUACCGCUACCAGGUUUUUGUUUUUUUUUCUUCAAUUGCUUUCUAUCUCUCUGCUAGCCUCUGGCUGAACCGUGAUAUCAUUGGGUCGAAGAGCUCUGUUGCAGCCAAAAUCACCCUUAAGAAGGCUAACCUGGAGAGGAUGCCCGCUGCUCUUCCUUUUCACACCGUUUGAAGCAAUUUUGACAGCGCUAUUUUUCUCAAUGCCAUUAUUUCUCCUGCUCUCUCCUUUAAUAGAAAGAGAAAGAGAGAGUCAGGACCUCUAAGAGGGGGGAGAGGACUUCCAAUUUAGUUCGGGAAAUGAAGCCUGCUAUUGGCUUGCCAAUAAUAAACGAUGAAGAAAUAGAAGAAAAAAUUGUAGGGAAGAAAAAUUGGGAUAACUUGGAUUUUUAGUAACUUCACUGUAGAAGAGUGGGAAAAUAUUGGUUGUUUGUACGAACAAGAAACUAGAGGGGAAACUUUCCCUACCGUUGAUUGUUGAUUCCUGUUAUGUAUGAGUGAAACCUUGAUGAAGUUAUUUUUUAACUUAGAUCAAAAUGUAAAGCGGGAAUCUUCUCUAUUUUUAUGCAUUACUUCAUUUGCUUCUUAUGGUGGCUGUGUUCAUUCGAUGCAGUUUAAUGAGACUAUCUGUACCGCUAGAGACCAUGAUCAGGGAUGAAUUAUCUGCGAAGCAGGCUUCUGCUUAUGAGUGGUUUUGGACGCAACAGUAUCCAACGGUUGUUGCAUCUUUUGUCCAUCUUCUAGAAAGGGAGCCACAGUUUCAGGCUGCUACAACAAUGUAUGGCUUUGCUUGUGAUUUUUAUUAGUUACAAAUAUCGUGAUAUACUUUGGAGAUGUAAACAGCACAAUCUUUAUUUAUUUCUGACAGAUGCUGGAAUGGGCCGUCUUCUAGUUCAAGCAGAGUGCACGAUCCAUCUCUGCUUAUGCUUUCGUUGAGCUGUAUUGCUGCAGUCACAAAGCUUGGUCAAACAAAAGUUUCCUGCACACAGUUCUUCUCUGGCAUCCCAGAUGUAACUGGUAGAUUGAUGAAUAUGCUGGUCGAUUAUGUUCCCGUAUGGAAGACCUACUCUUCCAUGAGAGAUAUCGGUUUGUGCAGAGAGUUUCUUCUGCAUUUUGGGCCUCGAGCUGCUUUAUGUAGGGUGAAAAAUGAUCAGGAUGUUGAAGAGAUAUCUUUCUGGGUUGAUCUUGUGCAGAAACAAGUGCAGCGAGCCAUAGAUAGGGAAAAGAUAUGGUCAAGGCUAACUACAAGUGAAAGUAUUGAGGUUUGUGCUUAAGCCUCAUUGUCUGUGGAAUUCUAGAUAUGACAACUUUUUCAUUUCGUUUUCUUCAUUACCUCUUUGAUGCUCUCCAGCUUUCUGAAAAAUUAAACUAUUCAUCUUGUUUGUUCGAAUGAAAAGGUGGGGGACUGGUUGGUGGUCUUCACACCUGACAGAUUUACCUUAAAACUGGCUGCAGUCCAGAUGAAACAUGUAGAAGGAAAUUCGCUGAUUCCAGUUUUCCUUAUUCUUGAAGAUCAUCAGUUAUAUUUUCCAAAUAUCGUUUCUAUAUUUGACAGCCAGUUACAUCGUGAAUUUAUUGCUUUACCUGAUAUCUGCAUUGAUCACGUUAUCUUGUUUUAUCUGUAAAGUUCUCUGUUGUGUGAACAAUACAUGGUUUGCUUAAUGUUAUGAAUUUCGUCGUAUGAACAUUUAUGAAUGGCUUUUUAUCAGAUACAUGCAUGAAAUGAAAAAAGCAGGUGCUCAAUCAAUUAUUGUCAGAUGCGAUGUCAAGAUUGGGCAGUCAGUAUUUUUCAGGUUAUUAAUUGCAAAUCACAUUGAACUGUUUUUUAAUCAUAAUUAUGUCCUCAUGAUACAUUGAACUGUUUUUCUAUUGAUUGUUCUUUACUUCCACAUCACGUUUAACUGAUUAUUGGUUUUCAUUGUUUAUUCACGAUGCAUUCUUUUCCCAUUUAUUUCAAUAAUUUUUCCUGAAGAAUUCUGGAGAUCUUUGUUAUGUAGAAUUUCUUACUUCCAACUGUUAUCUAACAAUCCAGAGGUGGAAAUAAAUCCUGGAGUACAGCAUUUUUAGAUUAUUCAUUCGAGCAUUAUUUAAUAUGAAGAAGACUACAGUUUUCUUCAAUAGAUAUGAUAGAUUUAUUCUUGCUGCUGUAGGUUCUGGAAAAGGACUUGGCAAUAUUUGGAUUUUUUAUUGCCCUCGGGAGAAGUACAAAGUUAUUUUUGUCAAAAAAUGGCUUUACCGACGUUGAUGACCAGAUUGAAAGCUUCAUUAGGUAUGGACUACGACACUUGUUUCCUAUCAUGAUGAAGUGGGGGUUCCUGAGAUUUCAUAAAAAUGAGAAGAAAUUGGAAAUUCCAAGUUCCGUUGUUUACUAUCAUGUGGCUUUUAUUGAUAAUCAGUGGCACCAAGAAAUACUGCUUAAGAGAUGAAGCAACUUUUUGUUGGGAGGGGGGUGUUGAUUGACGAUAUCACUCGUCCAACAGCAGUUUUAUUAAUAUAAAAUGCUAAGUUCUGGAGGAUUUCUAAAAGCUGGGUAUGGAGAUCUGGGGAGCCCCUCUAUCCUCAUGGGUCUUCCCCUUUUCAUCGGGGCGAUUACCCUUGCCCUAACUGAUUUCCAUCUGGUCGUUUCAGUUAUCUUAUCGGGGGAAGUGCCUUGUAUUAUCCACAGUUGUCCUCCAUAAGCUCUUAUCAGUUAUAUGUUGAGGUCAGCAAGUAAGCAAUUUAUAUUCUGCAAAGUUUCUGAGCAUCUCAUUGGAUGGGCAUCAUCUUUUUCUUUUCAACUUUUCUCUGUAGGUUGUCUGUGAAGAACUCGACUGGUUGCCUUUCUAUCACACGAACCUAAUUGGCUAUAAGCAAACCCAAGAAAAUAAGGGUCAAGGGGGAGAUCUUGCUCAGGAAGUAGUUCCUCAAGUAUUAGAUUCAUGCUCUCACUGGAUGAAAAGCUUUAUUAAGUACAGCACGUGGGUGGAGAACCCUUCAAACAUAAAAGCCGCAAGAUUCCUUUCCAACGGGUAAAUUGCUAAAUGGAGUUAUUGCCAUCGUUUUGUUAUUUUUACUUCUACUCCACUUUUAGAUGUUGAAAUACAUUUUACUUUUAAUUUUCCUACAAUUUAGACACAGCAGGCUGGAGGAAUGUCGGCGAGAACUAGGGAUAAGAAGGUAAGUUGCUAGGCUAUAAGUGAUCCCUUUUCUGUUUUUAGUUUUGGAAUUCCUUUAGUCUUUGCACGUGCCCUGAUGCGUUAGUGUUAUGCCCACAGAAUUGAAGUGAAUGAAAAUGGGGGAGGUGAAAGUGAGAAUAGUAGACCUGCAACGUCCUCGUCGAUUGAAAGAGAACUGGAUUCCUUUGAUAAGGUAUAUACACUACCAUGAUAUAUGAAUUUAACUCCUAUAUUUUUGCUUAGAAGGACACGUUGUCCGGGUUUUAGGUCGAUAGAAACUGAGAUUGGGGAUUUUUUUUGUGUGUAGGAUCUCAAGAAAUAUUUGUUUGGUUGGUGGCUUAGAAAAAUGAGAAAGAAGAACAAAAUAAUUUGACUUGCAUGAUAUUUUAGAUUCAUACUUUCUUGCAUGAACUUAUGAUCUUGGCGUCCUGACUGCAAAGAUAUUACCAUGAUCUACAAGGGGCAUCUAGUUUUGUCUCUUGUCUAAAGCGUUUCUUCCUGUGUGGAAAAUUUGUUGCGGCCCACAUCAUAAUGGUUUCAUGUCCGAGCAGUAUCUCUUGCUAGUCUAAUCUCCUUUAGAUAUCUGUUUAUCAUGUGAGAUUGCUAGUUUUGGCAGUUGCAAAAUUUCCUGAUUUUAGCUUAAUAUGCAAAAAAAAAAAAAGAGUCAAAGUGUAGAUGGCAAAAAGUCAAAGUUUUUGACAUUUUACACACGCUUCUCAUGGGUGCUUUCUGUCAUGGUAACAUACAUGAUUACAGGCACUGGAGAGUGUGGAAGAAGCCAUAAACAGAUUAGAGGAAUUACUACAAGAGUUGCAUCUUUCAAACUCCAACCACGGCAAGGAGCAUCUCAAGGCCGCAUGCUCCGAUCUUGAGAGGUUGAGAAAGCUCAAGAAAGAGGCUGAAUUUCUGGAGGCAUCAUUCAGAGCAAAGGCUGCGUCACUGGAGGAGGUAUCCUGUUUGAAUUCCUGAAUUUUGAUAUUGCGAGCGACUUUAUUGCUUCGCCAUCUUCAUAAAAACCAUUAAAAAACUGUGCACACCAGUUCAUCCGUGCUUCACCAGAGGUACAUAUUUGCAGCUUACUGUUGCCAUUUCUUUUUAGAAACGACCAGUGAAUCUCUUCAGCUGACGCCUUCCGCUUCUGUCUGGUUCAUAAGAAAAAAAAAAAAAACUGUAUAAUAUAAAUUGUUCCUCUUCUCCUUUCUCAUGGUUUUUUUUUUUUUAAAAAAAUAUGACAGGGCGGAAAGGUGUAUAACGACUCCGAGCCCGAUGGGAGCCCUUCAGACGGGUAAUGUUUCUGGAUCAAAUCUAAUCACAAAUUCCUCAAGCAGCUCCAUCUUUUUCUUUUCUUUUCUCUUUUUCUUCUUCUAAUUAAUCGAUGGAUUUAAAGGGUCGGGUAAUUAAUCUAGUAGUUUACCAGAAGAAGGUGCAGGGAUUGAUGCAUGUGAUGGGAAAUUGCUUUUUUUUUUAUCAGGGUAGACGGCAAACCCCAAGGUUUCUGGAGCUUCUUGGUACGCCAUUCAACAAGAAAGAGCGAGCCCGGGUCAAGAACGGCGAAUGCCGACGUAUGGUACCACCUUAGAAUUUAUUUUUUCUUUUAAUUUUUUGAUUUAGAUCCUGUGGAUUGUUCGUUAAGCACUGGGUUGUGGUUUGUGCCACGUUCAGGGCGGCAAUCGCGCCGGAGAGACCGCUGAUUCCGGCGCGGCCAAACCAGACGCCGACCUGAACGAGAUCCACCGCUUCGAGCUUCUGAGACACGAGCUGUUCGAGCUCGAGAGGCGGGUCCAGAGGAGCACCGACGGAUCACAUACCGACGAGGUGAGUGAGGAGCUCGCUUGGUUUCAUCCGCCGGAGAGAAAUCGACGAAGGAGGAGGAGCCCUCGAUCGACAAUUUCGAUCUCCAAUUCAUAAUUCGGUCAUGCUGUGUUCUUCAUGCUAGCUAACUGAUGAUCCCUUCUUCUUCUUCUUCGCGGCGUGUCUUCUGUAUCAGGACCAGGAGAUCUCUGUGGACGGGAGGGAGGGAGUGGCGGUGCAGAAGGGAGCGGCGGUGGAGAAGAGGAAGGAGGAGAACAUCCUCGCGAAAUCGAUCGACAAGUUCAAGAGAGCCAGCACGGUGCCGCCUCCUCCUCCUCCUCCCCUUUCUUCCUCGAGAAGAGCCAAACAAAAAUUGGUCGCCAGAAUUUGAAUCAGAAUCUGCUCUCUCUCUCUCUCUCUCUCUCUCUCUCUCUCUCUCUCUGGUCGCAGGACGUCUGGCAGGGGACGCAGCUGCUGGCCAUCGACGUGGCGGCGGCGACGGAGCUGCUGAAGCGGGGCAUGUCGGGAGACGAGCUCACGACCAAGGAGAAGAAGGCCAUCCAGAGGACCUUCACGGACCUGGCCUCCGUCGUCCCCAUCGGCUUCCUCAUGCUCCUCCCGGUUAGGGCUUCUUCCUCAGCCCCAUCCCCCCACAACCCUAACCCUAACCCUGUAACUCGCCUCCACCCUGCAGGUCACCGCUGUCGGCCACGCCGCCAUGCUCGCCGCCAUCCAGAGAUACGUGCCCGCCCUGGUACGCCUCUUCUUCUCCUCCUCCUCCCCUCUAGGAUUUCUUCUUCUUGCUUCUUCCUGUAGGGUUUCUAACUCUCGGUGCUGUGAGCAGAUUCCGUCGACCUACGGGCCGGAGAGGCUGGACCUGUUGAGGCAGCUGGAGAAGGUGAAGGAGAUGGGCCCCGCCGAGGCGCCAACGGACGAAAACGCAGCAGAGGCUAUGCUCCCCCCGAGCUGA